Molecule: messenger RNA, 2476 nt
Organism: Suillus subalutaceus
Lineage: Eukaryota; Fungi; Basidiomycota; Agaricomycetes; Boletales; Suillaceae
Product: ABC transporter transmembrane region 2-domain-containing protein
Exons: 11
Coding region: 10-2418 (802 amino acids)
Biological process (GO): peroxisome organization; long-chain fatty acid import into peroxisome; fatty acid beta-oxidation
Cellular component (GO): peroxisomal membrane
Molecular function (GO): ATP hydrolysis activity; ABC-type transporter activity; long-chain fatty acid transmembrane transporter activity
Source: RefSeq, a predicted model, not a curated record
GCGCGGUUCAUGAUGAAGUUCCCCUGCGCUGCUCGCUGUAACGCACAGCGAGCAUGGCUAUAUUCUCGAAACCGCUCAACCUCAACGAACUAUUUCGACACCAGUCAUCGCGCCGACCAUUACUUGUUCUGCUCGCAACAGUUCUCAUUCUUCGGUCUAGACUGUUUAAAACCCUUCACAGACAAGUCAAGCUCGAGCACAUCGAAUGCUCUCGGUCUACCAACGCACAGUCAACGCGAACUUGCCAUUGAUGCUGUUCACUUUCCGCUUGUGAAUGCGAGUCCAGGGCUUGGUCUUCCAUUUGUGCAUCAACUCCGUUCGCUCCUGCGCAUAGUCCUUCCUUCGCUUUACACUCGUGAAGCGCUCCUGCUCACUGCUCACUCUACUUUCCUCGUUCUUCGUACAGUGCUGAGCAUAGCUGUCGCACGCCUAGACGGUCGCAUAGUAAGGGACUUGGUUAGUGCCGAUGGCAAGGGAUUCUUGACUGGCCUCGCUCUAUGGUUUGCACUCGCUAUACCAAGCAUAUACACAAAUUCCAUGAUCCGUCACCUUCAAUCUACACUCUCCCUCAGGUUCAGAACCCGCCUGACUCGAUACAUCCACGACCUCUACCUCUCCCCCGCCCCCCAUCUCCGCUACUACCGCGUUCCCCUCCAUGGCAUCGACCAAUACAUCACAGCAGACGUUGACGCUUGGGCAGAGAGCGUCUCUGGUAUAUAUGGCAAUCUCAUGAAACCCUCCCUGGACCUCCUUCUCUUCACCUCCCAACUCGCAAGGUCUCUCGGCUUCAGAGGCACCAUACUUCUUUUCAUCAAUUAUUACAUUACUGCUAAGAUCCUCCGCGCUGUGACACCUGCUUUUGGUCGUCUUGCAGCUGUAGAAGCCCGUCUGGAAGGUGAAUACAGAGCUGGUGUAGGACGCAUCGGGAGAGAGAGCGAAGAAGUCGCGUUCUACGACGGAGGCGCACGCGAACGAGAUAUCCUCACAAGAGCGUAUUUGCGAUUGAUCAAACAUGUGAAUUCAAUAUACAAAAUCCGUAUCGCAUACGAAUGGACAGAAGAUUUCGUCAUCAAAUACCUCUGGUCUGCAGCUGGGUACGGGUUGAUAGCUGUGCCGCUGCUUAUCACGAGGAAGCGCUCUCGUGAUGUGGGUGUCGUGGAUGGAGAGAGUGAGGGUAAGGGAAAGCGGGGACGAAAGCGGAAGAGCGACACGGAUGACAUCGUUGCUGCCAGGACAGAAACCUACAUCUCCAACCGCCGUCUCCUCCUCUCCCUCGCAGACGCAGGUGGGAGAUUGAUGUAUGCAUAUAAAGAUCUACAGGAGGUUGCUGGAUUGACUGGGCGAACGUGGAUAUAUGCAUUCCGGGGGAUCCCUUUGCCUCUCCCGACUCACCCUCACCCAUACCUUCUCGUUCCCCCCGCUACCACCUCCAAACUCAAAGCUCACGCUGAACCAAUCCCACUCCCACCCCCAUCCUCGGAUCCCGCCUCCUCAGAAACCCUCUCAGGGCCAGAUACCACCACUCUCGUCCGCGCACUCACCCUCACGCUCCGACCAGGUAUGCACCUCAUGAUCACGGGAUCAAAUGGCGUUGGGAAGACGGCUGUUGCGCGUGUUUUGGCGGGACUGUGGGCGCCUGGGAGUCGUUCGAUGCUCAGGGGCUCGAUGGACACUGAUGGCGCACUUACGCGUCCCAUAGACGACCCAGACGGCCGCCCAGGCGUAUUCGUCAUCCCACAACGUCCCUAUCACCCCUCAGGGUCCCUCCUAUCCCAAGUCAUAUACCCACAUUCCGUCUCCGAGUUCACAGCAUCCUUCGCAGCGCUGUCAGAGCUCGAAAGCUUACUGGAUGCUGCUCAUCUUGGGUAUUUGGUGAAUAGAGAGGGUGGGUGGGAUGCGAUUAAGGAGUGGAGGGAUGUGUUGAGUGGGGGGGAGAAGCAGAGGCUGGCAAUGGCUCGCCUUUUCUACCAUCGUCCCAAAUUCGCGAUUCUAGAUGAAUGCACAUCUGCCGUGAGCUCUGACGUCGAAGGCCAGAUGUACGAGCACGCAAAAUCAUUAGGUAUAACAUUAAUCACUGUCUCCUUGCGACCGUCCCUGACAAAGUACCACACACACAUAUUGACUCUUACGGGUGAUGGAACAGGGAGUUGGACGUUUAGCCGGAUUGCUACGCCUCGGACUGAGGAGGGGUCGACGGAGGGGCGUAGUGAGAGUGGGCUGGCGACACCGCCUAGUGAAAGCGAAUCAACCGCGGGGGGUGGCGAACGUGAACCAGCGGCAGCACGCACAGAAGACACGGGAGCCAAAUACCUCGCGCGCGUCCACGAAGAGAUACGUGUGCUAGAAGCACGGAUUGAGGAGUCGCAUGUGUGGGAGAAGAGGGUGAGGGAGCUUGGGGAGGAGUUGAAGGCGAAGUGAUGUGUUGGUUCCUUCUUAGGUUGAGUGUUUUUUGUGAGGGAGGGGCGCAAGAUAUUGU